AUGCUGUCCGAUUUGACUGGAAGAACUGAAUUUCUCGAAGAGAGCUUAGCGAAAAGCUCCGAGGAAAUGGUGCAAUUGAAGCACGAACUUGACAGGAAGGCUGAACUGCUACGAGUGUACUGCCACUACGAUGAUGACGGGUUUACUUGCGAGAUGGAUGAUUCUCUGAAGAAACGCUUGGAGAAAAUCAAAUUGGAGAAUGUGCAACUGAAGCACGAUGUUUUCUCUAUGAGAAGAGAAAUGGAAACGCAAAUUGACCGUGACCGAAAACGCUAUGAAGAAGUGUCACGUCAAUUCGAACAGGCUCAACAACAGAUCACUGCACUUCAUGCGCAAGUGGUUGAGAGAGGAGAGGAUUACGCAACUCAGUCGCUGGUCGUUGAGAAACUUUUGCGUGAGAUCUCACUGAAGUGUUGCCGAGAACGAGAGUUGACAGCUGAAAAUGCAGAUCUUAGCCGCCAAGUAGAUGAGGCUCUACAACGACAAAACGAACUGGGCACACAAAUGAAGGAACUUCAGGAGCGAUACACCGAAUUGAGAAGUAUGUUUUGCGAUGCGGAAGAGGAACUGUCACGUUUCCGAUCGGCACCACCAAAGCGAGCUGGCUCAAUAGAUUCGCUUUAUGACUCGCUGGCUUCUGAGCUGGAGAACAGUGAUAGCGGGUUCUCGACUACACCAGCGGCUAGCGCUAGAGCUGGAGAAGCACUUAAUUUAAGAUUGGAACUACAGCGAGCAGCAACUAGAACGAUCAAAACCUCUCCGUCAAAAGAAGAAAUUGACGUACCAUCCACUGUGCUGGCAGAAGUGGCCCGUAAACGGAUCACUAUCGAACCUGUAGCACCUCCACAAACUCCGCAAAGUGAAGCAAUGACUCCCACAGGAAUCACUGAGGCUUCGAAGAAAAAAGUGGAAUUGGUCAAAAAACGGACAUGUGAUGCAAGUACUUCAUGUACAGAGCUAGCAGGAACGUCGCUCACUCCGGUGGCUACCUCUACUCCUGAAAUCGAGCGUAUCAAGGGAGUAGAAGGUAUCCUACAGCUAUCGGAGCUGCGUUCGAUUUGCUGCACACCGCUGCGGGGUUCGUCAACGGUUUUCAAACGAUCAUUCCAUUCUUCAUUUCGUCUCUCUCCACAUUCACCAACGACUCCGGCAAAGAAAUGCUCAUCAGAUGAUCCGCUUGAGAACUACGUAGCGCCGAAAAUGGGAGAGCCUGGUGUGCCUGGCACUCGUGAUUUGAACUAUUCGCUAAGGGUGCUCAAAGCGCGUCGAAAGAAUGUGAAAUGCGCAGAAGCAACAGAUGAGUGGAUUGAUAGAAGCACGAUUGUGGGUCAAGAUCACCAAAGGAUGAGUAAUGUUUAUAGCGCUGGGUCACCCGUCGGCCUUGGAGCUCUUAAAUCCUCAUCCGAUUUAUCAGGGUUUUUAUACAGAUCCGAGCUUAACACACCCAUCGUUGAAUCCCAGCGAAUCCCUGGACUACGGUCGUCACCGUCGUCGUCACCGACGCUUUCUGCCGCCGGGUUACAGACGUUCGCGUCGUCCUUCUCGAAGUCGUUCGACGACGCGGUCACUGAUAAAGGCAUCCUGUUGCGUAGAUUUUAA
This is a messenger RNA of Angiostrongylus costaricensis, 1599 nucleotides long. The record is from the annotation of a GenBank genome assembly. Lineage: Eukaryota; Metazoa; Nematoda; Chromadorea; Rhabditida; Metastrongylidae.